This is a messenger RNA of Cuculus canorus (common cuckoo), 761 nucleotides long. RefSeq names its product ribosomal protein L10a (gene RPL10A). The record is from RefSeq and is a predicted model, not a curated record. Gene Ontology annotation, cellular component: large ribosomal subunit. NCBI's taxonomy places the organism in Eukaryota, Metazoa, Chordata, Aves, Cuculiformes, Cuculidae. The transcript is spliced from 6 exons. Gene Ontology annotation, biological process: translation. The coding region runs from base 76 to 729 and encodes 217 amino acids. Gene Ontology annotation, molecular function: structural constituent of ribosome; RNA binding.
GAGAUCUCGCCCUCUUUAUAACUCGCAGGGGGGACUGCGGCCUUCCUUUGCUCCCGCGCAGCCGCCGCCGCCGCCAUGAGCAGCAAGGUCUCCCGGGACACCCUGUACGAGGCGGUGAAGGAGGUGCUGCAGGGCAGCAGGGUCAAGAAGCGCAAGUUCGUGGAGACGGUGGAGCUGCAGAUCAGCCUCAAGAACUAUGACCCACAGAAGGACAAGCGUUUCUCCGGCACCGUCAGGCUGAAGUCAACCCCUCGGCCCAAGUUCUCGGUGUGCCUGCUGGGGGACCAGCAGCACUGCGAUGAGGCCAAAGCAGUCGACAUCCCGCACAUGGACAUCGAAGCUCUGAAGAAGCUCAACAAAAACAAGAAGCUGGUGAAGAAGUUGGCUAAGAAGUACGAUGCCUUCCUGGCUUCUGAGUCUUUGAUCAAGCAAAUUCCUCGAAUCCUGGGACCAGGGCUGAACAAAGCCGGCAAAUUCCCAUCCCUCCUCACCCACAACGAGAACCUGGUGGCCAAGGUGGAUGAGGUCAAAUCUACCAUCAAGUUCCAGAUGAAGAAGGUGCUCUGUCUGGCUGUGGCUGUCGGCCACGUGAAGAUGACAGAGGAUGAGCUGGUCUACAACAUCCACUUGGCCAUCAACUUCCUGGUGUCCUUGCUGAAGAAGAACUGGCAGAACGUGCGUGCGUUGUACAUCAAGAGCACCAUGGGGAAGCCCCAGCGCCUCUACUAACAGGGCAGCAAUAAACUUUUAGGACACCUACA